AUUUUAGAGUUUUUUCUUGCUCUUCCCGGCACUGCAAACGGGUGAACGUAUCGUGAGCCUGACGUGAGAGCUUCUUGUUGUCAACCAGCUUGUAUACUGUUUGUCGUUGGCAUUACCAAAGGCCCCUCUGGCCUUGCAGCAGAAGAAGCAGUACCGUUUACGUGGCGUGACCCGCCACUUGGCUUCUGGUUUUCAAUUUAGUCUGGCUAAUCCUUCUGCAAGAACUCCGCUAGUAUCGGCGAGAUUUUGGCUACUCCCCUCCGCGUAUCCUUACAGAACCUGGAGGAUGGCGGGCUGUCGCGAGCGAGGCCGUUCCCUCUGGCUGUUGUCAACACUAUUUCUGGCAUUUUCGGGAACACCCUUCCGGUUACCUCUUAUCGCAUUUGCUGCCACAAACGGUCCACAUGGAACAACGCUUCUCCUAACUUAUAUGCCUGAGUGUGUAGACAGCGGGGCGACAAUGAGGGCGCUGCGGAGGUCUCUAUCUCGGAAUUCUGCAUACAAAGCUUCCCACAAAAGUGGUCUCCGAAUGAACGAAAGUGCCCAUGAGGACAUCGAAGCAAUUCCUCUAACAGCGCGCGUUAUUGACGAGUACGCCGCGUACCGGACGAAAGUGAUAUCUCUGGAUUCUGCGAAGCAGCCUGAACAGGUGGGUGAGGACUUCGAGCCCGUGCGCUGCAGCAUUUCAGAAGAAUCUCUAAAGCGCGUUGGUGUUGACGUCAUUGAAUUGCGGAACUGCGAGAUGGUCGGCGGCGACGAAAUGAAAGAGGCGCUGGAAACGGAUCCAUGUGUGGCGUCUGUUGAGUACGAUGAGGAGCUCUCGAUCGACAGCCUGCAAUUUCCGGCAGCCGAACGUGACACCAGCGAAGACGACCCACACGCGAACUCGCCCUCCCCUUCAUCCGACCGGUUUUCCGACAGAAGGCGCAUCGCCACCACAUCCCCAUCCGCGGCAAACUCCAUCGGAGAGCCUCUGGUUUCUGUGGAUGCACCUGCAGAUGGCGGUGCGGGCUACUGGCGUGACAAGUCGGGUCUGAACGAUUCUCUGUACGACUUGGCAGACUGCGACCCGAAGCGCGUUGUUGCAGUCAUCGACACGGGGGUAUCUUACACCCACCCUGCACUAGUGAAAAACAUGUGGGUGAACCAGAACGAGAUCUCUGGCAACGGAAUCGACGACGACAGCAACGGCUUCAUCGACGACGUGUACGGUUUCAACUUCCGCGAAAACAAAGGCGACCCCAUGGACGACCACGGCCACGGCACGCAUGUCGCCGGCAUCAUCGGGGCGAUCAAGGACCAAAACUCCCGGGUGAAAGGCGUCUGUGGGAACACGAGCAUUGCCGCGCUUAAGUUCAUGGGUGCAAACGGAAACGGGUCGACGUCAGAUGCCAUCAAGGCUCUCAACUACGCCGUCCAGAUGGGAAUUCCCCUCAGCUGCAACAGCUGGGGCGGUCCCACCUGGUCCGAGGCGCUGAUUGCGGCUCUGGAAGCGGCCGAGAGCGUCGGUCACCUUUUCAUUGCCGCGGCGGGAAACCAAGGAAGAAACACCGACGAAAUUCCGCAUUACCCUGCCUCGUACCGGCUCGCAAACGUAGUCAGCGUGGCUGCGACAAACUCCGAGGACCAACUCGCUCCCUUCAGCAACCGGGGAGCGGCCACGGUUGACCUUGCGGCGCCCGGCGUUAAAAUCCUCUCUACCUUUCCGCCAGACCAGUUUCGCGAACUUUCCGGAACCUCCAUGGCUACGCCCGUGGUCGCGGGCGUCGCCGCCAUCCUCAUGUCCUUGCCCUACAAAGACACAAAACAAAUCAAGACAGCCCUGGUCAACGGAGUCGACAAGAUGCCUGCAACGCAAGGCUUUGUUAAGUCCGGCGGUCGGGUGAACGCAAGCAGGUCACUUUCUUGGCUCGCGCUUGAGCUUGAUUUGGGGGAAGACAUGAAGGCGCGGAGGAAAGAAACAGAGAUAGAGGUAAACGAUACAGAAGUUGAGGAGGGUCGCAUCGAACAUUCUUUAGCCGUCGAACCUGUUGCUGCUUGAAGACGGAAACUAGAAAGGCGAUGACGUGCAUGAAUAUGAGGGGUCUCAACAGAUGUUCAACCAAAAGGUAACUCAAGGACAUGUUGCCAACGUGUUUCACCACUUUGUGGCACCGACAAUUCAAAAUGAGAGAACAACCAAGGUCCGAGCGUGUAGAUAUGUAACUCAGUUUGCGUAUGCGUCAAGACAAAAUAUCUUUCGUAUUAAUGACGAAGCGUGGCAAGUUGUACCUCUGCAAAGAAGUGUAUCUCUGUUAACGCUUUCUUGCAUAUAUUUCAUUUUCUUCUCAAUGCCCGUCUACACAUACACCCUUGAAAGGAAAGGCUGGAAUAGAGCGGUAGAGUCACUAGAAUGUCUUUCGUGGGUCGGGGUUUGUCGCCAAGUAGCUGUGUCUGCGUCUGUGAAACACUGCGACUCCUGGUUUUUGUCGGUAAGGCCACCUCUGUCAAUAUUCUGCAUUCGUUGCCGUUCAUCUGCAAAACACCAUCUGCUGGUGUACAUGCUCAGUUAGCAAGUUUCCUAGGUCGAUGGACCAAUUUGAAUCGCAACCAUGUGUGGACAACAAAACGUUACCCCUAAUCCUUUUUUCUGGCACACCCUUCUGCAGACUCCCCCCUAGUGAACAUGAAUCCUGCAGGUAGUUCCAGCGAUUCACUUUCACUUCUAGUACAGCGAUGCAAAAACUCCGACCACUUGAGGGAGAUUGUAUUUCGUGCGCGUACGGUGGAGCUUUUUUUCGGCUGAAAGAAAGCCACCAGAACACAGAGCUACUACGCAUUCACACAGAGUGCGAACACCAUGGCAGUGCUGUUGCUUCUAAGUGACUGAACUUCCACGUCCGAAGGAAGGAAAACUCCAAACGUCUCGGCUUCUAAAGUGGCUUGUG
Messenger RNA from Toxoplasma gondii ME49, 2927 nucleotides. It is a transcript of the gene SUB7, whose product is annotated as subtilisin SUB7. Gene Ontology annotation, biological process: proteolysis. The transcript is spliced from 4 exons. The coding region runs from base 287 to 2041 and encodes 584 amino acids. The record is from RefSeq and is a predicted model, not a curated record. Gene Ontology annotation, molecular function: serine-type endopeptidase activity. NCBI's taxonomy places the organism in Eukaryota, Apicomplexa, Conoidasida, Eucoccidiorida, Sarcocystidae.